Molecule: messenger RNA, 3867 nt
Organism: Aspergillus puulaauensis
Lineage: Eukaryota; Fungi; Ascomycota; Eurotiomycetes; Eurotiales; Aspergillaceae
Product: ankyrin repeat domain-containing protein
Exons: 6
Coding region: 1-3867 (1288 amino acids)
Molecular function (GO): protein binding
Source: RefSeq, a predicted model, not a curated record
AUGGUUCUUCCCGCGUUCGGUUUCAGCGUAGGGGAUUUUCUCGCUGCCGGAGAGUUGAUUGUGAAAAUAUGCAAGGCGUUGAGGGCAGCUGGGGGCGCUGCCCCCCAAUACCAGCAGGUGAUUCUUGAACUGGAGAGCCUGCAGAGAUGUCUACGGUAUUUGCAAGAACUGGAACCUAAUGGAUACAAUAUACACCGUGUGAAUGCCCUCCGAGGCAUGGCUCUGUCUGUGAGGAUACCACUUGUGGAGUUCUUAGACAAGUUGCAUCAGCAUAAGGCAUUUAUGGGAGCGUUUGCACCAACGCGAUUACAUGGAGGUACUCAGCAAGCGAAAUGGGCAGUUGCAAUUACUAAAGAAGUUAAUGAAUUUCGGGCCAUUAUUGUUGCUAAGAUUGUAAGCAUCAAUCUUCUGAUUGCAAUACAGAGCUCAGAGACGGGUUAUGGGAUCGCGAAGACCCAGAAGGAACAUUACAGUGACCUGCGAACUGGAAUGUCGGAACUUCGACAAAGUAUUCUAGAAGCUCAAGCACAACAUGAAAUUAAUAAUAAGAAAUUGACACGAUUUGCCGCCGAUACACAGGCUUCCUUGAGUGAGAUUCGCACCGAAGCUGGUUACUUUGACUCAGAUAUCGACAAUUGUCUAGAGAUAUCAGCAGCGACUUCGUCCAUGCCCAUGUCUUUUAUGAGCAUCCAGGACCUAGGGAAACAGAUCAUCUCUUUCCUAAGCUCUUUCCCUAUGGAAAUGAGACACCUUUUUCGGAAGAUGCAUGUAUUCAAUAUGCAAAUAUAUUACAUUUUACUUCACCAACCGCGAUCUAUACCCGCAUCCCCAAAUGAGUUUCUGGAUGCCGGAAUCGAACUGCGAGAUUGUAUGGGUCGAAGAUUCCAACUACCCUACGAAUGGUUCUGCCGCUGGGAGCUACUCGAGGGCCUUUUGAAGAAUGAAUUCAGGGAUAAGCCUGCAGAACAAAAGGUGAUCAAUGAAGAAUACGAGCUUUACAAUACCUCUGAUAAUUGUCAGCUUGUGCGAAAAGAGGAUUGGGCUUAUUCGAUCCGCCCUGGUUCCACAAUAUUGAUGGCUAUAAUCAUAUCGCAGCUUCAAUGGAGGAUUGGAAUCUGUCCUCGACCAAGUUGUCAGAAGCCUAUUGACGCAGAGGUAGACAUUCUCUACGCUUGCCGACACUGCGGAUUGCAGUUUCUAUCAUCAACCUUGCACGGAGAUCAGAUCGAUGAAGGUUCUACGGUAUCACAACUGCAGAACGAGGAAGACCAUAGACUGUUUGGAGCCAGAGAGAUCCCCCUGAAUGCCUACGGUGGCACACAACCCCCUUUUCCCGAACAACGUCGUUCUACCGAUAGAUCGGAGACGCCGGAGAACGACCUCAGUGCUAUCCCUGAACGCCGAUAUGCGGUUAAAAGUAAACCAGAAUCGAUAUUUCAAGAUAAUAGCUCCGAUCAGUUGAAAAAGAUAACGCCAUUACAUUCCUGGUUCAGCAGUUUGGAGCCCCCGAAUGCGCCCCUAACUUUCGACAAUGGUGGUCAGGAUUUGCUGAACGAAACGACACCGACAAGCGAGCACCAACAAGUAGAGGAUUUUCAAAUCAUCUCAAUAAAGGCCCGUCCAGUCCCUGGGUCCGAAGUUCCCAGAGUGUACAACGUCAAGAAUACAAAGGAAGUCGAUGGCGCUGAAGACAUGCCAUUUGCUGCUCGUAUCUACUACAGGAACAUCCUCGACCGGUUUCCACACAUCUCAAAGCCCCUUGCGAGACGGUAUGCGGAUGCAAAUCUGCGCCGAGCGGAGAAACUCGGGAUCUCACGAGCUGAAAUCGAAGGAUAUAUUAAAGCCAAUCCGAACGUGCCUCAUUUGACUCCCGGCAGCGCUCGCCUAAACGUCCAAGCGAUAUGCUCUUCGUCCGAGGCAUCCCUGUCCCCAGAGACUGAGAGUGUUGAAGCAGUCGAUACGCCAGAAAUCCAAAGAGAGCCCUCAAGCCCGGGUCUUUCUACGCAUGGUUCCCACAGCGAAGAGACUAAGAUAUCGGUGCCGGAACCCUCAUUUUGGACUGGCAGAGCAAGGCCUUUAGGGUCUCAUUCUUCUACUUCCCAGUCAUCGAGUCGCAGUAGUUCACUUCAGAGUGGAGAUGCGCCUAGUACUUCGAUCGCUUCAACGCGUUCGUCCAUCGAACGGCCCUUGCCCAAUAUGGUGUUGCCGCCGCCACUAGUGGAGUUGGGAAGUCAGAAAUCUUUCUUUUGUGAUAUCUGCAGCCAGACAGUUUACAUUUUGCGGAGGAAGGAGUGGAGAAAGCAUGUAUUGUGUGACCUGCAGCCCUACGUAUGCUCUUUCGAAGACUGCAACACGGCAGGGAAGGUCUACUCAACUCGACGGGCCUGGUUUCAACACGAGCUAAAACGACAUAGAAACUCAACCAAGUAUUAUUGUCAGUUCAGGACGUGCAAAAGGGAGUUUGAAAACGGUCCUGCAUUCCGAAAGCAUCUUGGAAAAUCCCACGCAUUUACUAAACAAGAAAUCAUGGACCUCGACAUGAAAGAUGUGAAGAGAACUACGAAGGCGAAACAUUAUUCGUAUUGUACGUUCUGCGACAUGCACCUUGACGACGAGACCUCAAUCCCACGCCAUGUCGGGCGACACCUCGAGGAGCUUGCGUUUGUUAUUCUCGGAAAGCAGUACCAGGAAUGGGAAUUCUAUGAGGAGUCGUCCACCGGGACUGCCAUCUCAUCGUAUUCUAGUCAGCAUUGUCGCGCUAUUCGACAGGCGAUCCUGAACGGGGAUGUCGACACUCUUGUUGAGUUCCAAGAGCACGGCUACGAUAUCAUGUCCUUCCAAGACGCCAUCGGACAGGCUUGGGAGCGGGCUUGCUCUGAACGUAAGCAGAUGUUCGUUUGGUAUCUACUCAGACACGGUGCCCGACCUCCCAGUGCAUCCAUACUAUGGGCCGCCCAUGCCAGGGACGCCGAAAUGAUCGCUCUAUUGCUCCAAGCAGACUUGGAAAUUGAUCCCCACUUUCUGUCCUCUGUACUGGCUCGUGGAGACUACGAGCUGGCGGAAAUAUUGAUCAAGGCGUCACAGCAGGUAGGACGACCGCUUGAUUUAAACACCGUGCUUGGUGUCUUCGUCGAACCCGAUGCUGUGACUCCAGGCAUGGUUGAUAGAUUGCUAGAAUUCAUCCCCGCCACAACAGACAUGAUCGGGAGAUACACGGAUGCUUUUUACAGAGCAGCCAGGGCCCAAAACUAUGAACUAACGAAACUUUUUCUCGCGUUCAGCCAAUCCACGUGGCCCGAUCGCCUUGUCCGCGCACUAGAAAUUGUGCUGGCAGAUCAGAUUGACUGGGCAGGAUCCCAGUUCACUCCCCCCGAGCCUGGUUCUAAUACAGCCCUAAUAGCCCGGGCACUCGCGGACCACGCCUCCCGCGUAGUGUCCCAGCAGGACGCAAAGACAACUGCAAUGCACAUUGCGGCCUUGGACGGGCACACUGCCACUGUCCAUUAUCUUCUGCAUGCCGGAUGCAAUCUGAACGAACCCGACUGGGCGAACCGUUAUCCUCUCCACAGAGCGAUUGCGGGUGGUCACCCACGCAUUGGGAGACUGCUCCUGGCGUCUGGCGCGGAAAUUGACAUAAGCGCUGGUCGGGGGCAGUCCGUGUUCCAGUAUGCGAAUGCGAAGGGGUACUGGGCGGCAGAACUGGUGGAUGAUUUCAAAGCGCGAGGCCUAAGAAGUGUUGAGGGCGAUUCGCACAGAUCCCGGUGUUUACAUUGCGCUGGUGAAGAUGCUUUACGCCUAAGCGGCGGGCUAAAGAUGUCGUUGGUUCAUCUACCUCUAUUAAAGUGGAUUUCACGGCACAUUUCCUAG